Molecule: messenger RNA, 390 nt
Organism: Saccharomyces eubayanus
Lineage: Eukaryota; Fungi; Ascomycota; Saccharomycetes; Saccharomycetales; Saccharomycetaceae
Gene: MPC2
Product: mitochondrial pyruvate carrier
Exons: 1
Coding region: 1-390 (129 amino acids)
Biological process (GO): pyruvate import into mitochondria
Cellular component (GO): mitochondrial inner membrane
Molecular function (GO): pyruvate transmembrane transporter activity
Source: RefSeq, a predicted model, not a curated record
AUGUCUACAUCCUCGGUACGUUUUGCAUUCAGGCGGUUCUGGCAGAGCGAGACAGGCCCUAAGACGGUCCAUUUCUGGGCUCCCACUUUGAAAUGGGGGUUGGUUUUCGCUGGGUUCAGCGAUAUGAAGAGGCCCGUGGAGAAAAUUUCCGGUGCUCAAAACUUGUCGCUGCUCUCCACUGCGAUGAUUUGGACCCGUUGGUCGUUCGUCAUCAAGCCCAGGAAUAUCUUGUUGGCCUCCGUCAACUCGUUUCUUUGCCUAACGGCCGGCUACCAAUUGAGUAGAAUCGCCAACUACAGGAUACGGAACGGUGAUUCCAUAUCGCAGUUAUUCAGCUACAUCCUCAGGGGUGCCGACGAAAGCACAAAGGAAAUUACUACAGGCAGAUAA